Molecule: messenger RNA, 4087 nt
Organism: Daucus carota subsp. sativus
Lineage: Eukaryota; Viridiplantae; Streptophyta; Magnoliopsida; Apiales; Apiaceae
Product: topless-related protein 4
Exons: 26
Coding region: 16-3663 (1215 amino acids)
Biological process (GO): regulation of DNA-templated transcription
Molecular function (GO): protein binding
Source: RefSeq, a predicted model, not a curated record
CUCGCUCUCGUAUGUAUGUAUACUACCAGUAAUUAUUUUGUCUGCUCCUACUUCUGCCUCUCUCUCUCCUCUUCACAAUCCGUAGAAGAACAAGAAGUGGAGAGAGAAACAACAAACACACUCCUCCUCCUCUGUGUGCCCCUCUCUCUCUCUCUCUCUCCAGAGAGAAAAGUACCAAAACCCUAUCGAUCUGGCUUAAACACACACAAAGCAUCUGACAAAGAUCUUCUUAUUUCCAGCUGCCAAAUGUCGUCGUUGAGUCGAGAACUCGUGUUCCUCAUACUUCAAUUUCUCGAUGAAGAAAAAUUCAAAGAUGCCGUGCACAAAUUGGAGCAAGAAUCAGGAUUCUACUUCAAUAUGCGGCAUUUCGAGGAAAUGGUGACAAACGGGGAAUGGGAUGAAGUAGAAAAAUAUUUAUCUGGAUUUACUAAGGUUGAUGAUAAUAGAUAUUCGAUGAAAAUCUUCUUUGAGAUUCGAAAGCAGAAAUACCUAGAAGCCCUAGAUAAAAAGGAUCGUGCCAAAGCUGUGGACAUAUUAGUGAAGGACUUGAAAGUGUUUUCAGCAUUUAAUGAAGAUCUAUUUAAGGAAAUAACACAGCUAUUAACUUUAGAGAAUUUCAGAGAUAAUGAGCAGCUAUCAAAAUAUGGGGAUACUAAGUCUGCAAGGGGUGUGAUGCUUGCGGAACUCAAAAAGUUAAUUGAAGCAAACCCCCUAUUUCGUGAUAAAUUAAACUUCCCAACUUUAAGAAAUUCUAGAUUGAGGACACUAAUAAACCAGAGUUUAAAUUGGCAGCAUCAGCUUUGUAAAAAUCCAAAGCCUAAUCCUGACAUCAAGACCCUAUUUAUUGACCAUUCCUGUGGACAAUCACAGCCAAAUGGUGCAAGGGCUCCAUCUCCUGUGACAAAUGCUCUAAUGGGCGGGCUACCAAAACCAGCAGGAUUUCCACCUUUGGGUGCUCAUGGUCCAUUUCAGCCAGCUCAAGGUCCCUUGCCGACAUCUCUCACUGGCUGGAUGUCCAAUCCAGCCCCAGUAGCCCAUGCAUCUGCUUCAGCUGGUCCCAUUGGUUUCAAUUCAUCAAAUAAUGCAGCAGCUUUGUUGAAGCGGCCAAGGACUCCUCCUAGCAAUAGUGCAGCCAUUGACUACCAGACGGCAGAUUCUGAACAUGUAUUGAAGAGAUCAAGACCUUUUGGAUUAUCAGACGAUGUACAACAGGUUAACAACCUGCCUGUCAAUAUAUUACCUGUCGGAUACACGAGUCAGAAUCAUGGUCAGAGCUCAUUCUCAACUGAUGAUUUGCCCAAGGCCGUUGUUAUGACUCUGAGUCAGGGUUCAGCAGUUAAGAGUAUGGAUUUCCAUCCGUUGCAGCAAAUUUUACUUCUUGUUGGAACUGCCACUGGAGAUGUCAUAUUGUGGGAAUUAGGAACUCGUGAAAAGCUUGCUCAAAGAAAUUUCAAGGUUUGGGAACUCAAGUCAUGUUCGAUGCCAUUGCAGGCAUCUCUAGCAAAUGACUAUACUGCAUCAGUUAAUCGUGUCAUCUGGAGUCCUGAUGGCACACUUUUUGGUGUUGCAUACUCCAAGCACAUUAUCCAUUUGUACGCUUACCAUGGUGGUGACAACCUGCAAGAUAAGUUAGAGAUUGAGGCUCAUGUUGGCAGUGUAAAUGAUAUUGCUUUCUGUUUUCCAAAUAAACAACUCUGCAUCGUUACUUGUGGGGAAGACAGACUGAUUAAGGUGUGGGAUGCCAACACAGGGGCCAAACAAUAUGCCUUUGAGGGUCAUGAAGCUGCAGUAUACUCUGUCUGCCCACAUUACAAGGAAAACAUUCAGUUUAUAUUUUCAACUGCGACUGAUGGAAAGAUAAAAGCAUGGUUGUAUGACAAUGUGGGUUCAAGAGUUGAUUACGAUGCACCAGGUCAUUCAUCCACUGCUUUGGCUUACAGUGCUGAUGGAACAAGGCUGUUCUCAUGUGGGACAAAUAAAGAAGGUGAUUCCUACAUAGUAGAAUGGAACGAAAGCGAAGGAGCUGUAAAACGCACAUAUAUUGGGCUUGGGAAGCGAUCUGUGGGGGUUGUCCAGUUUGAUACUACCAAAAAUCGUUUUUUGGCUGCUGGCGAUGAGAAUAUGGUAAAAUUCUGGGAUAUGGACAGUGUUAACCUAUUGACAACCACUGAUGCAGAGGGUGGUUUACAAGCUUCUCCCUGUGUCCGAUUCAAUAAGGAAGGAAUAUUGCUAGCCGUUUCUACAAAUGAUAAUGGCAUAAAAAUUCUAGCAAAUACAGAUGGUAUAAGGCUACUGCGAACAGUUGAAAGUCGUUCGUUUGAUUCUCCUAAGAUCGGCGCAGGAGCCAUGGUGAAGCCCCCUUCUAUGGGCACAUUUGGUGCUUCUAAUGCAACUGUUGCAGCGAAUCUUGUAGACCGGGUUGCACCAAUGGCAUCCAUGGUUGCACUAAAUGGUGACAAUCGCAAUUUGCCAGAUGUGAAACCCAGAAUAACAGACGAAUCUAUCGAUAAAUCUAGAGCUUGGAAACUGAUUGAAAUCAAUGAACCAUCACAAUGUCGUUCUCUGAGGCUACCUGAUAACAUAUCAGCAAUGAGGGUUUCAAGGUUGAUAUAUACAAACUCAGGGGUAGCUAUAUUGGCACUAGCAGCAAAUGCUGUCCACAAGCUCUGGAAGUGGCAAAGAAAUGAACGAAAUACUUCUGGAAAGGCAACUGCUAGUAUUGCACCUCAACUGUGGCAGCCAACCAGUGGAAUUUUAAUGACGAAUGACAUCAGUGACAGAAAUCCUGAGGAUGCAGUUCCGUGCUUUGCAUUGUCUAAGAAUGAUUCUUAUGUCAUGUCAGCUUCUGGAGGGAAAAUCUCUCUAUUCAAUAUGAUGACAUUUAAGACUAUGACAACGUUCAUGCCGCCUCCACCAGCAGCGUCUUUUCUAGCAUUUCACCCACAAGACAACAAUAUUAUUGCAAUAGGCAUGGAGGACUCUUCUAUCCAAAUAUACAAUGUCCGAGUCGAUGAGGUCAAAACAAAACUAAAAGGACAUCAUAAAAGAAUCACAGGUCUUGCUUUUUCAAAUGUUCUUAAUGUGCUCAUAUCUUCAGGUGCUGAUUCUCAGCUAUGUGUUUGGAGCACAGAUGGAUGGGAAAAACAAACAAGUAGACAAUUGCAAAUUCCAGCAGGUCGGGCUGCAGCUCCCCUUGCUGAUACCCGUGUGCAAUUUCACCAGGAUCAGACCCAUCUGAUAGCAGUCCAUGAAACACAGAUAGCAAUUUAUGAAGCACCUAAACUUGAAUGCCUCAAGCAGUGGGUUCCGCGAGAAGCAAGUGGUCCAAUCACCCAUGCUACAUAUUCUUGUGAUAGCCAAUCCAUAUAUGUGAGCUUUGAAGAUGGAAGUGUGGGUGUUCUAACUGCUACAUCACUGCGAUUGCGAUGUCGAAUUAAUCCUGCAUCAUACCUGCCCGCAAAUCCAAGUUUAAGAGUCUAUCCACUUGUCAUUGCGGCACAUCCUUCCGAACCUACUCAAUUCGCAUUGGGAUUAACUGAUGGUGGAGUUUAUAUACUCGAGCCACUAGAAUCAGAAGGAAAAUGGGGCACGUUACCUCCAGAAAAUAAUGCUGGGCCUAGUACUGCAUCUGUUGCAGCCAAUUUAGAUCAGCCCCAAAGGUAGCUGUCGCUGGAGCACAGUUUGCGUUCACAGCUGAGCCAUGAGUGUAUGUAACCCUUUCAUGUGGCUCAGAAUCGUGUUCUUACCAAAGCUGCAAAAUUUUAGUUUCUUAGCGUAGGAAACUUGAGCUUAGACUUGUAGAGUAUAGUGUAGUUGCAGCUUUGAAGUGGUUAGAAAGAAAAGGACAGUGCUAUCUUCUUCUGUCAUAAGGAUUGUUGAAGUUCAGUCCAUGGUGUAAAUUUUGAAGAGGUAGUUUUUCUUACAGAGAGCGGAACUAGUGGCUUGUUUUAUGUGUUUCGAGUCUCUUGUUUGCCUGGACAAGGUUUCGACGUUUUCUUUCGAUCUGGAGUUUAAGAUGUAGUGUCUUUUUUUUUGGAAAGUUAAUACAAUUCUUAGUUUUAGUAGAAAACCUAGAUUUUGCUAGUCA